Pelobates cultripes (western spadefoot toad) is the source of this 30877-nucleotide messenger RNA. NCBI's taxonomy places the organism in Eukaryota, Metazoa, Chordata, Amphibia, Anura, Pelobatidae. The record is from the annotation of a GenBank genome assembly.
CUUCACUAUUAGCUGCAUGAUUUUUUUUAAAGGUUUUUCUGACCAACCAACAUUUUCAUUUUUAUUUUCAUUACAUAAUGUGUUAUCAAAGCACACUGAAACAAAUAUACACUUAAAUAUUACUUUCUUGGACACCCACAAUACUCUGAUCCUGGUAGCGCUUUAAUCAUGGGUGAUUUAAAAGAAAAAAAUACAGAUUUCUCGGUUGCCGGAAUAAAACUGUUCAAUUAAUUUUACGGCCUGAACAAUGCAUUUUUAAUACCUAAUGCUUUGCCAACUCUAGCCAGAUUUAGCUACAGCGUUAAACAAACAUCUUGGUAGAACAACUGCUUAAUAUCUAGUCAUUUCUGUGUUACAAAUAUUUAGCCAGUAGAGGGCACCAGAAAACCAAAUUUCCACUAUAAUCCUGCCCUUGUUAUAGAAGAGAAAAAAAAAAGGCAUCACAAAUACUAAAGCCCAGCUUCUCAGUCAGAGAAACUCAAGGUCAAUGUAUGAUUUAUUGCUAUGAAUAAGAUUGAGUGUUAUUUUUGGAAUAUGUGGCUCAGAGGGAAGAAAGGUAGGUAUCUUCUGGGAAACUGGUGAUCGCUUCUUGGGAAGAUUGGAUGCAGAGGUAUUUCCAAAUCUCCAGCACGUUAACAAGUGAGUAGAUUCGAGGUUUUUGGAAGACUUAACAUGAUGUGAUGUAUUUUAGCCUUGCUGUGAUAUGGACUUGGAUGGGGGCAGGGUGAAAGCCUGGAGUACGGAUGAGACAUGAUCUGUCACAUGCUGUUAGUGUAUCCCUAGAUGUAUCAUUGUUUGGAUGAUACAUUCUUACAUUGGAGUUUUGGAAAUAGACAAAUCUGAACACAGCUAUUCAGUGGAGCUUCAGUUCUUGGAUACAAGGGGUCUGCUUGAGGGAUGUAGCUUCUUCCCUACCAAGUUGGUCAGGGUCUUGGACCAGCCAUCUGGCCAUGAGGAAUGAGAAGUGAAGGACAGGCUUUCCAACAAAGAUUUCUUCUGAUAAGGUUAAUCUACAGCUUGAAGGAUAUUCCUGCCGUGACCUUGGGACAAGCUCUUUAAUUUGUGGAGAUUGUAGAGGUGGAUGUCCUCCGUGGCUGGUGUGGCAGGAAUAAGGAAUUCAGAGAGGGACAGGGGAAUACUAUAGAAAUAGGUCACUUGCGCUGGAUGUCCCUCUGCUGCUAUCCUAGAGGGUCUGUCAGGUGACAGUUUCCUUAGGUGACUUUUGGACGACGAGCAAGGGCUGGGGGGUUGGAAUCGUCUCCUGAAGUCAUGAUUCACCCUGGUUCCUUUCCAAAUUCUUCAAGCCCACCUGCACUGUUUACCUGCUACAGUCAGCUGCAUGAGGUCUUGAGCGGUGUGGUAGGUAGUCUAUCUGGUAUGUGCGGUGUCUGUGCUGUGUGAGUGUUGUGUUAUAUGUGCGCUGUGUAGUAGGUAGGUGGUAUGGUAAGUUUGCUAGGUGGUAGAUGAGUUUUGUGAUAUAUGUGCUGAGACGUAUGUGUGCUGAGAGGUGUGAAUGUGUGCUAGAUUGUGAUUUGUGAUGUGUGGUAGAUGUGCUUUGAUAUAGGUUUUUUGUGUGGUAUGUGUACUAUGUGGUAUGUAUGACAUAUGAUUCAUGGUAGGUGUACUAUGUGGUAGGUGUGUGGUGGUAUGUGUGUUGUGUGGUAGGUGUGCUGUGUGGUAGGUGUACUGUGUAGUAUUUUUUUAUGUGGGGUAGGUGUGUUGUGUGGUAUCUGUAUUGUGUGGUAAGUGUGCUGUGUGGUAGGUGUACUGUGUAGUAUUUUGGAUGUGUGGUAGGUGUGCAGUGUGGUAUUUUCGAUGUGUGGUAGGUGUGCUGUGUGGUAGGUGUUCUGUGGUAUUUUUGAUGUAUGAUAUAUGUGUGCUGUGUGGUAGGUGGAUUGUGUAGUAUUUUUGAAGUGUAGUAAGUGUGCUGUGUGGUAGGUGUGCUGUGUGGUAGGUGUGCUGUGUGAUAUGUGUGCUGUGUGGUAUGUGUGUUGUGUGGUAGGUGUGCUGUGUUGUAGGUGUACUGUGUAGUAUUUUUGAUGUAUGAUAUAUGUGUGCUGUGUGGUAGGUGGAUUGUGUAGUAUUUUUGAAGUGUAGUAAGUGUGCUGUGUGGUAGGUGUGCUGUGUGAUAUGUGUGCUGUGUGGUAUGUGUGUUGUGUGGUAGGUGUGCUAUGUUGUAGGUGUACUGUGUAGUAUUUUUGAUGUAUGAUAUAUGUGUGCUGUGUGGUAGAUGUGCUGUGUGGUAGGCAUGCUGUGUUAUGCCAGUGCUAAGUAUCAUGUCAUGUUACUGUAUAAUGUGCAAUGUGAUUUUCAUAAAGAUUUGUAUAUGCACCAUUUUAUGCUAAGAGAUUAUCGUUUGUCAUGUUAUGGUGCCUGCUGUAACCAGCAAAGCAGAUUUUGUCAGGAACAUGCAUUUCUCUCUACUUUAUUGUAAGUUGGUCACAUAUCCUAUCCUGCUCAGUAAGCAUUAGAAUGUCUCAGUGUGUAAGGAGUUAUGGUGGAUAGCAGCUGCAAUGAAAGAUUUCUUGAAAUUCUGUAUUGUGCUAAAUGAUUUGGGCACUCUGUCUGACUUACUGACAGGGGAAAAUGGUGUUUGUGUAGAGUUAAAGGUAGCUUUGGGAUGACCUGUCCCAGGAUCAACAAGAAGUGCACCAGUUUCUGCUGGAGAUAACUUGCAUUGCAGGGAAGAAGUCAUUGCUCUGUGUUUGUGUUCUGAGUGAGUGUGUAUAUGUUACACACAGAGUUGGUAAGACAACUGGGAUAGGAGGAGUAAUAGUGAAGUGACUUCUACAGAAGUAAUAAAAAUGCCCUUCAUUUGAUCAGGAAGGGGUUAAUUCUUCUCUCCGCCCCUGAACAGGCUGAUCUCUGGGAGCCAAACCCACAUGCUAUGGUAUAAGGGAGAUGGAUCUGUGGGAGCCUAUAAAACCCCUCAAAAAGAAGCCUUUUGGCUGACACUCAAACAUUGGCACUCAAAGAGGGCAAUUGUCCUGCAGGAAGAACUAACAGCAAAAGGGAAUGGCACAUGUAUGGGGAUAUGGUCCUGACAAUGGUGAGUGAUGGGUGCAAAUGUCAUGUCAGUGUGCUUCUAUACAGAGGGUUCCUGCUGUCAGAAUGUGCUUAACUGUGACAACCUAUGGCAUAUUACUGUUCUUUUUGUAGAAUGUUAAAACAAACUUGCAGCUAACGGGGCCUGAAGAGCUUGGGCAAACUGAGUGAAUUUUAAGAGUAAUUUAAUUCAUCGAUACAUACCUUGGGCAAUAUCUGUUUCAUUUAUAGCAUAUCGAAGCAUAGAUACAGUUAAUAUAGUUACUGUAUAGCAGCAAUAACCACGCUGACAAAUGUGCGUCUCAAAAAAAAUGGAAAAAAUUUCAGAUGCCAUUAUUUUAAUUGCAAUUCCCAACACUGCAAUCUGCAAAAGUAACUCACCAUGUUAAUGUACAGGCUGCAGUAAUGAAUAUACCAGGCUCCUCUACUUGUAGUUGAAAAGCUGCUUUGAAAAGUGAUACCUUCGCCAGAUACAGAUAUAUAUAUACACACAUACAUACACACGUACACAUAAGAGUGUGCAUAUUGUGAAUGCAUCAGCCUCUCUCCAUGCAGUUCCUAAAAGUGUAAGAUAAUUUUUUUCCUAAUUAUUUUGGAAUUUAUUGUCUAAUGCAUGAUUCACUAUAGGAAAAAGGUUUGUUGCGUGAAUGAUGAUCUUGCGUUCCUUAUUUUUCCAUGUUUGACCUUGAAAUGUAUAAAGUGACAGCAAUGCAAUCUGUUUAUUUUAUCCGUAGUAGUUCUUCAAACUUCCUAUUUUCUAUUCGAUCUUAAAUUAUUCAUAUCCAAUAAAGCAGUGUCAUUAGAUAUCAUUCUAGGUACAUGACAUCCCAACAUAUGGAGGCAAAGCAAGAAUGUAUCCUGAAUCAGUUAAUAUUAUUAGAGAGUUUGCAUUGCACAUUGCUCCGGCUAAUCCAGUAUUAACUUUGAAAUAGGUACUGAUUAAACGUUAAAAAAACAUUUCACGACAUGUUAGCAUAUUCUGCUGGAUUUGACCUUGUGGAACCUUGACAGAUAUGACAGGUUUCUUUGCAAUGUCACUACACUGGAAAAGAACAACAUUUGUUGAAUAUAAAAACGACGACUGCUUAUAAAAUAGACAUUAAUUUUGUUGACUGUCUCAAUGUUCUAACAUACCUUGUCUUGGUAUUAGACAUAUUGUAUAGUGUGUACUUGUAAAGCUACGUGAGAACUAAAAGCUAACUGACUUUUAAACUCUUGAAAAUAGUAACCCAUUGAUAAUCGUUAACAUAAGUUUUGCAUGAUGGACUGAUGUGUUUUAAAUUUUGCCUCAAUUUUUAAAUUGACCUGGCCUUAGAGAUAGAGCAGGAUUGUUUAAAUUACAUUGAAGCAGGUGUUUCCUGUAAGAAGAACAGCAACUUUGACGCACAGUAUGGGGGGAUUCAAGUUUGUAUGAUGCCAAAAAAAUCUCACAGUGCAUGUUGAUGGUGAGUAAGUGUGACAUUCAAUAGAAUGAAUUGUGGCGAGAUGUAAGUAAGUUCCAAAAUUUAGACAAUAAUUAAAAAUUAGCUUAAAAACUAAAAAUCUUUCGCUUUAGGUGAACUGGAAAAUUUCAAAACUUGUGUAAUUGGCACAAAAUCCCUAAGUUAAGUUGGUAAUGAAUUGCUGCAAACCAUUUUUAAGGCACCCAAAAUGUUGAAUGAAUGUUGAAUGGUUUAUGUUACUACCAUAACUGGGUAGAGCUCCCUGCUUCGGUUUAGUUCUAUAUUUUCAGAUUUGAAAUUAACAACUUUACACAGAAAGACCACCUCUUUUAAAGCAUGUUUAAACUGCUUUCACUCCACUACUGGCAUUAAGAAUAACUUCAAGCUACAGUUUAUGAAAAGAUCUAAUUGUUCAUGUUUAUAAACACAAAAUAGAUGUUUCAGAGAAAUCUAACUUUUUUUAUCUGUCUCUUAUUAGGACCAGAUACUUGGCACCACUCUUUCCCAAUUGCCGAAGGAGAUCAUCAGUCCCCUAUUGAUAUCAAUACAAGUCAAGCCAAGUAUGACGCGUCUCUUAAACCACUCAGCAUCCAUUAUGACCCCUCAACAGCAAAAGUCAUUCUGAAUAAUGGCCAUGCUUUCAAUGUGGAAUUUGAAGAUUCUGAAGACAAGUCAGGUGAGUUUCCAGUAGAACACUGAGGUAUUGUGCUUGAUGGUUAAACAGAAGUCAUUCAUAGUCAAAGGUGACUGCAGGAACAUAAAUUCGUUAGCAGGCACAUUUCAAGGUUGUCCCUGUCUUAUCUACAGAAAAUAUGCUGUGUAAACACAGCGAAUACAAAUGUGCAGACUGCUACUGUAAUUGCAUACCCAGCUCACAUCACUGAUAUCUUAAUGCAGCAUGGAGAUUGUUAACCCUUCAACUUCUUUUCAAACGCUCUUUAUAACACAAACUUUAGAAAAAAGGAGAUACAGGUUGGAAAAAUCUAACUUUCAAGGUAAACGAGCAGUUACUUCAGUAGGGCAAAGCUGGGAUGAUUUGACAAGUGACUAGCAAAAUAUAGGCAAAAACAUAGAGUUAAAUACUAGGACGAAAAUAAAUCUAAGUUGUAAUCUUCAUUUGUCAUUUUCAUCAUCAAUGAUUGCUCCAAAAUAAACUGAUAAAACUAUUUCCGCUACAUUUAUCAGUUGCUUGUAAGAUCACACAACAUCUAAAAUGUCCUCAGGGUGAAGAGAGAAAAUUGAUCCCAGUUUAAUUAUAUUUGAUAUUUGGAAUGAAAGACAAGUGCAUAGGAGGUGAUACUGUACUCCUGCCAGUUGCUCUACUCCUGCCCACUUAAUUAUACAGCGACGGAAGGAAAGUAACUGUGAAAUCAAAGGAUUCUUGUACAUUACAAGCUUUUAACCCAGUUGCUCUUUUGGGAUGUGAUUGUAACAAUUGAGAUUGAAAAAUGCCCUGUCCCCAAGGCAUAAUUUCCAUCAAUUUGUAUCUGCAAGAUCAGUGUCUGUUUAAUGUAGGACACCCCAAAGUAGAUAAAAUGAUGCAAAUUAGAAGUAGAUCUUUGAUUAGCCCUGGAAAUGUUUAAUCUUCUGGUAAUAUUGUUUUGAUACAUUUCAGUUUAAGGAUAAAUUAAUGAUUAGCUUUCCUAUAAGAAUGAACACAAAUGCUGAAAAUAAAAUUUGCUGCAAAAACUGAAAAUGUGUCUUUGAGCAAAACUUAUUUCAUUACAAUGUCUUUACAAAAGAGAUCAACAACUUUGUGCGAAAAGAACACUUGCACUGAAUUUGGUCUCAAAAUACAUUUCUGCUUUAAUGGUAGAAACAAAUGCACAUCAGAUGCAUUUAUUGGUAACACUUCAUGAUCAUUAGGGUACUGUCAGAGGGGAAAAACAACUCGUAUCUGACCAAGACAUUGCCAUUUUUUAUGUGUCAAUAGAUUUGUUAUUGUUCAUACCAGAUAUGCUCAUUUUUUAUUAUUGAUAUUAUCAUUUUCAUUUGGUUUUUAUCUGCAUUAUGGGACCAGAUGAAAUUAUCGCCCCCUGGUACCUGCUGUAUCCUAAGGUACAGUCAAUGCAAUGAUUUCCAUUUCUACUUUUACAGCCAUAAAUGUAUAUGUCUGAUGUAGCAUAAUUAUUUCUUUUUUUAUUUUGACCAACAUGCUAAGAAUGUUUUGGAAAAAUAUUUGCACUACUUUCUUGAAAGUUCAUUCAUUCACCUACUUUGUUCAGUCAUCAAUCAUUAUUAAAGGGACAAUGUAGGUGCUCCAACCCUCUCAUCUUAUUGAAUUGGUGAUACAGUUGAACAAUGAAUAGUAGUUCAUGGUCAUGGAAAUCCCAGCCCCCACUGGAGGUAUAGCUGGAGGUAUAGCUUUGUAACUGCCUCAUUUAUUAUUAAAUUUCCCCCUUGUAACAUUGUAAAUCACUGCGUUAUAAGUUGGCGCUAUAUUAACGCCAGUAAUAAGAAUAAUAAUUGCUGCUUGGGCUAAAACCUUCUCAUUCCCCCAAGCAACUGAAAUGGGACCGGCUGCCUAUUACCUGCUUACCAUUACCAUUUAAAAAUGGCUUAAAACUAAAUGUAAGGACAGGGUCAGGGCACUCCAGGCACUAUAACCACUUCAGCGGAAUGUUACAGUGCCUAAAGUGUACCAUUAAAGACCAAGGUGGCUUUGUAUUGUCCCCAGAGAUAGCUACAGAUACUUAAUUUUAAUUUGUUAUAGUAGGUAUUGACAGGGCUUGUUCACUUGCCUCGCUUUUGUGACAUGGCAGAGAUUCUCAUUUAUCGUUUGUAGAUAAUGCCAUAUCUGACAAAUCGUUCACACUAUAUUACUCGGGAACAUUCUUUUAUUUAUUUAAUGUAUAAAAAAAAGCAAUCUGUUAAAUUGCCUUUUAGCAUUCGGUUAAUGACAUCAUUACCCUUCAUUAGAGAAACCAAAAUGCCCAAGGCACAUUAUUAAUUUGUUUUUCUAUUUUUCAAGCUACCAGAUAUGCGCCGUUGUUUACAACAUUGUGUUCCUGUAAUAUUCUGAAAGCUAUUUUGUUUAUUUAUUUUUUAUUUUUUUAUUUUAUUGUAAUGAUUAUUAUAUUGGGCAGUUUAAGGGUUUGUGUUCACUGGUAUAUAUCUAAAAAUAAUUCCUCUACCAUAUGUCACGGGACCCGGUUGCUCCUCUAUUCAAGUACAGGUAUAGAAUACCUGGGGGAAAAGAAACUGAAUUGGGAUUCUCCUACCUAUUUGUCCAAACACUUCUAGUGAUCUUUUGGAAUUUGUACUGCUGUCCUUCAUAAAGAUGCAGACCUAACUUGUGUAAAUAUAACAGAUGAUUGAAGUACAUUCAAACAUGGUUCAAGUUCUGAAGAUAUUCUGAAUGCUAUUAAUAACUAUAAAACAAUCUAAUGAAUAGCUGCUAAAAUAAUAUAAAAAAACAUGAAAACCCCUUAUCAUAUACAGCAUAAAACCAUUUAUGUUAUGUAAUAGUUCUUAUAUAGAGCUUUUAUCCAGAGUGCUUUACAAUUUAAACAAAAAGAGUGUUGGUCACUAUACAAACAGGUUGAUGGUGUGUAAUUGGACACACUGAUACACAAGGAGAAGAGAACUUUGUCUGUAGGCUUUAAACUCUGACGGUUUAGGUUUGUGAAUUUACAAUCUAGAAGGAAAACAUGAUAGUAUAUGUAAUAUGUAACAUAAUUCGAGAGGAUGCCAUUCAUAAUGGAAUUAGCUACACUAUGUACUAGAGUUAUAGAGUUUCCAGAAUUGGAAGUAGCUCUAAAAAUAUGUUUCCUGAAAGAAUUUUGAUGUUUGGAAAAGCCUUCCCACAUGAUUACACUGCGUAGGUUGUUGAUCAAGAAGGAAAUAUACUCAAGUAUAUGGGUGGUAGUUUUUUUGACAUAAGCUUUGAGCAGACUAGAAGGGCGAAUUCUGAUAUUUAUGCUGUCAGACUCUAUAUUUCUCUAUUUAAGUGUUCUGUAGCCAUGAGAACCAAACAACGUGAGAGAACCUGGAAAAAAUUGUUUACGUUUUAUCAGCUAGCUAUUGUAUAGAAGCUGAGCAAACAGCUCCUCCCUAGCAAUGAGUUGUCAGUAUAAAAAUGACUAUUCCAUUGAAUGCAAAAUCCAUCAUUGACUGAAAUGUUACAGGGGAAUACCUAAUGAUUGAACAGUUGCACAACAUAGGUGGUAUUGAUGAAUCAGUGCAUUGUAAAAUAUUUUUAACAUAUAGUAAAGUCAGUUGGGUUGUAACGAAACUGAAGUGCAGGUGUGGCUGUAAUAGAGGGCUUAUCUAAGGGAAGAAUUAGUCUGUUAGGAUCAGUUUAUCUAAGGGGAAAGGCCCCAUUCAACAUAGCCCUGCCUACUGGCUAGGUGAGUUUAUUAAAAAAAAAUUUUAAAAAAUCAAUUAAAAAUAAUUUUAAAAAAUAGGACACCUCUACAUUAUUUAUUAACCUCAACAAAUCAGUUGAAGGGCAGAUAUGAGUCUACAUACCCCUGCAAAUAGAGUGUUUUAGAAUGAUUUGCCCCUCUCUAUUUUAGUGAGGUAUUUGGGGGCCCACUUCAUUCCUAAUUUAAUAGUCCCUUACUAUUGUGUAUGUAGUCCCUUGUGUAUGGCUUUAAGGGAUUUUGGAACAACCACUUUUUUUGAUUAACAUAACACCAUAGUGUUAAAAAAACAUGAUGACCCCCUUAAAUAACUAGAAAACUCACCUUACUUUCAGAAUUGAUGACCUCAGCCAAUCACAAUGCAUUCUCAUAGGAAAGCAUUGGAUUGGCUGAGAUCAUCAAUUUUGAUGAUCUCAACCAUGUAGGAGGGGCAGGGGCGGAGCCAAACACCUCCCUGGCAAAUAAACAUUGCCUCAUAAGCAUCACUAUGGGGGAAAGUUCAACGUCUCCAUGCAGAGUGUGGAGACACUGAACGUCAGUGCUGCACAUUGAGCAGCAAUGACCCAUAAAGAAUUUCUAGUGGCUGUCUGAGGAGUGGCCACUAGAGGUGUUUCUAGGCUAGUAUUUCUAGUAUUUACAUACUGCUAGUAUUUACAAAAGUCAGUAGGGACUGAUUAUACACAACAGAACAACUACAUUAGGCUGUAGUUGUCCUGGUGACUAUAAUGUCCUUUUAAAUAUAUAUAUUUUUUUUAAUUGUUUGUGAAUUUUUCAUGUUGGAAAUGGCAAAAACAAACACAAAAAAAACCUACAAAUCCAAAACAAAGCCUCCAAAUACAGCUAUGACUUUUAGGGUUUAUUUUCCUAGAAAUUUAUUAAAAUCAUUACAAUCAUCACACAUGAAGCAGCAAUGUUCUGUUUAUCAGCAACUACAUUUGUAAUAAAUAUUUAGAAUCCGAGUCUUUUGGUGUUGAAAAUGAAUAUGCUAGAAAAAUAGAUAUGUUGUUCUUUAUAAAUAUAUUUCCUGGAAUGAAUGCAAUAUCAAUGUUAUAUUAUUAUAUAAAAGAUCAGGUUUAAGACUAUGAGAGUUUGCAGGAGCUACAUCCAGUUUUUUAAUAAAUGUUUUAUUGAUGUGUAGCAGAUUCCAUUCUGAGCUGUCAGACAAGUUCCACAAAGUCUUUCUCUGCUGUUUAAAUAUCUGAGUUGAGAGUCGGAGCAGGAUUGUGUCUUGUUAAAAUGCUGGAGCUUAUUUAUUGGGUUUUUUCUGUGGCAGGGAGUUCAUGUACUCUAGAGUAUUAUGUUAAGUGUACUUGAUAAUUACCUGACACCAUGGUGCUCCCUGGGUCUCAAGGUAAUGUUGAUUACAUCCAGCUUUUACCCUCCAUCAGUUACAAUAAUCAGUAAGUAAGUGUCCACAAAUACACAACUUGUCAAGUAAUAGUUCUAGUGUGCGUGGUUAAAGUAGUGGUUUGUGUUUUAUGAAAAAAGAUGUUGUAAUAUUCAUAAAUUUACCAUUUUAACGAUUUGAGCUGCUUCAGUUACCUUUGUUUUUACAGCAUUUUGUUUAAACUAGAAAAUACAUUUAUAAAGUCAAUGAUGAUAGGUGAAAUGAUUUACUAAAAUUGGCGUGAAUUGAAAAUGAAUAUAGACUAAAAUAGCGGAAUAAAAAUCCAGCACAAUUUUUUUCCAGUUUAAGUCUAUUUGCUAUUUUAGUCUGAAUUUUGCAAUUUGUUUUUUCAUUUCGCUACAUUUCACUGUUUAGUGAAUGAGCCCCAAAGUGUUUUAGAAUGCCUCUUUAUUUUAGUACUGUGUGGAAUGACAAACAUCACUACAGCAUGGGAUACACUGCAGUAAAUGAUUCUUUAGUAAUGAGGGGUACCACAGUGUACACAAUGAAAAAGCUCCACAGGCAUUACAGUGAUAUUAGGGGCACAUAGGGGAAAAUAUUUGUUACAGGUUUUUCCAGGGUGGGGAGUUUUGGUUACAGUGGCUGGUUAAACAAACGUAAGCGUCGGUGCUACCUGCUUUCAAGAUUGGUUGGCCCCUAACUCCUAUCAAACUUGGUCAGGCAUCACUUGCCUUUGAAAACAGGUCAGUUCAAAUAUGAUCAUUUAAAAACAUACCAGAGGAUUACCCAUAUUCUAAAUCAAUGAAUGAUGUGUUCAGUAGACAGCAGACGUAGAGACAUUACAGUGAUUUGCACAGUGGGCAGUCUACCGUUGAGUAGAUUGCCUUGAAAUGUAAUUACCAUUCCCUGAUGUAGAAAUGGAUAACCAUGGAUUCGAGGGGAUGUAUGUCUGCUUACAAAACAGGUUUACAAAUCAAUAUAUUUGCAAAAUAUCUCUCAGCUUUAGGAGUGCUGAAAUACUGGUUUCUCCAGAAGUGCUCCAAUUCAUUUGUAUUGUAAAUAGCUUAUUCUGUGUAUGCCAGUGCAUCUUUUUGGAGCACACUUGAAGCAUUAAAUCAAGACGUAAUUGUCUAUUUUUAUUCAUUAACCAAAGGUGAGUGAUGACUGUCCGGAAUGUCAUGCCUGAACUGGAGACAGUGACAGCGAAAACAAAUAUCAGGGUUGCAGUGCAUGGGAGGAAAGGGAUGAGUGAAUGAAGUGCUUAUGGUUAAGAACACAGGCAGUGCAGAACAUUUACUAAGAGCAUAUUUUAUGGUCAACUAUACUUUUUUUUUAUUGUGCGUUGAGAGAAAUACAUGCAAGCUCGUGGCGCCCCAACAGCAUUCCUCGAGCAUAUUUUCAAGCAUAACAGUAGGAGCAGUAAGAUAAUCAGCACAUUUUUGUAUAACAACAGUAGCAUAACAUUAAUAUUCGGUAUGACUGCGCUUUUGUAUGGUUGAGGACCCAGUAUCUGCCUGCGUUUACGGCCACAGUUAGCUAUAUAUUAAAUGGCGUCCAAAGACAUCCGUGUGGCUAGGCUACCUAGCUCUGCCUCAGGUUUGGGAGCCUCAAAACAAUCCUGCAUCAUCUUUAUGCCAUGCUGCACAAUAGAGGACUUAUGUGGGCCCACUCGGCUAAUGCCCUUUUUCGGCCGGUUAUUUAUUCUGGAUAAACUAGUGGCAUGGUGGUGGCUAAGAUAGUGAUUCCAGCGUGUCUGAGGGCUGGGCUCAUACAUUUGUGUUCAGAAUUAGGGUGCUAUUCCUGCCAGGCUUAUGAAACACAAUCUUAUACAUUGCAAGAUAUCAUAGAAAAUAUUAUUAGCUAAUAGAGUACAUCACAUGUCUGAGUUACUGCACUAUUUCCUUUGAUGUAGAUUACAUUACCCAAACCUAAGCAGACACAGAGUGGGGUAUUCAAUGGCAGGCUGCUAAUCACAGGUUAAUCCUGCUGAGAGAGGUUAUGGGCACUUAUGCAAGUUGAAGCGAUGCAAGAAAAGGAAAGUGCUUAAGAAAUCAUAUAACAUGGCUAAGCUGGUACAUAUAAAAUUAAACAAAAGUAUGAACUAUGUACACGCUGAGUGUGGAUAUCGGAUAUUCUGCUGACUGUUACAAUGUCCCGUGAAGAGGUUAAUUGUAUAGAGGUGGCCCCAGCUCCACAUGUCACUCGGGUUGAUCCCUUUCAGCCUAUGCCCACAGGGUUUACCGGACUGUCCAGCAUGGUGGUGACUCGCCAGGCAGUGGCUCUCUCGUUUGGUGGGGAGAUGCCUUGCCCCAGAUGUCCUGGGGAGCGGCUCAGAGGUGGCCACAGUGCUUUCUCCAUGUAGCCCAGGACAGGUGGUGGUACGUUGGCGUUCGGUACUUCACGGCAGUGGUGGGCAGGACGUCUGUCCGCGGCUCGCUGUCUCAGCCGGUAGUGUUGUUUCCGCGGCUUCCGUCGCUUUAGUGUAGUCGGAUUAAUGUGGGGUAGCUGUCGGCCCAUAAGAGGCCUCCCAGGCCGCUCCUUAUUGCUUACACGGUCUUCCUUAUCGGGCUCCCAUGUGGCCGUUGCUUGCCUUGCACGUUUGAGCAGCAUCGCCCAAAAUUUGUCGAUUAUGGCUCCCAGAGUGUCCGUUACAUUGGUCUUAGGGCCUGCUGAGACAGGUUGUGGCAGUAUCAGACCUCGUGUUGUAGAGCCUGGUGCCUCCGCCAUCUUGAGUGACUCCCUUCCCGUGUGGCUAGGGAGUUUUGCAGGGCUCACAGAAGCGUCCGCAACUGAGGCAGCUUAGGUCCUCGAGGACCGGGAUUACCCCAACCGGUCCAGGGGGGGGAGGGAGGUGAUUUGGGAGUGCUCCCUUGUCAGCCAGAGAAAUGGGAGAGCAGCUGUCUCUCCUCGGCUCCCACCCGCACAGGCCGCAGGUCACGAUUUGGUCCGCCCAGCACCGGAGAGCCAAGUGUUGGGUAUCUCCGGUUGCAGUGCAGUCUCCUUGUCACGAUUAUUGCGUUUAGCAGUCGAUGUGAUCGGGUGGUCGGGCGUUAGACCCAGAAUCUUGGCUCCAGACUCAGGAGCUCUCGACAUGCACGUCUAGUCCACUUGUUAGUCAGGCUCCGCCCCCCUACAUACUGUUUUUAUGUAUGAAAAGGUAAUACAUUGGAAAAACUUAGAAAAUAAAGUUUUUUUUUAUCACAGUUACAACAGUCCAGAGAGGAGAUUGCUAAAAAUUAAAUGAAUAUCUCCCAUUUUAUCCCAGGAAGGUUUGUAACCCCAUGAUUAAAAUGGUGAUGUGGACACUUUAUUAAAUAGUCACAUACUGUUCAAUGGACAGAGAUUCAUUUACAUGGGUGAUUUCAGUAUAAGGGAAAAGAGAGCAAAUGGCCCACCUUAGAUGUUGUCUUUCCUUAUAAUGGUUAAAUGGUGCCUAAAAGUGAAAGUCCCUUUAUGCAUAAUGACUUUCUCCCUCCCCCCCCUCCCCCCACCCACAGCAAAAAUGUUUCACAUUUGAAUGCAUUUUCCUGUGGAUUUUAAUAAAUAUUAGUAUUUUUUACCAGCUUUUUUAGAGGAGUCACAGUAGACAUUUGCUCUCUGAUUGUGACUGUUAUUUGUUACCAUUUUUAUUUUACAUUAAACUUCAAGCAUUCAGAGCUUCAAAAGGCCUUUAGGUAUGCUACCAGUUUCAGGGCCCCCAAACCCCAAUCUGACGUAAACAUUUAUGGCUGUAUUCGCUGCGCACCUGCUGAGGGGCUGCAUGUACUGGGAGACGCCCAAAAAGUCUUUGCCCUAUAAUCACUAAAUUGAACUAUCGAGGUUGUAAUGCUUAGCGCACUAAUUUAACCAAAGAGCUUUGUUUUUGACACACUGUUUUCCAUGUGUCAGUGAGUUAAUGGAAAAAGGGACAUUGACUCCAUGACGAGGUAACUAUCCCAUUUGUCCUGUGGCUGAGGAAGACAAUACAAAUUGGAUGUGAAUAACAAUAAAAGCAUAUUUGUCAGACAGGAAAUUUUACUUUUUGUCUUCUGCCAAAUACAGAUAACUUGCUCGUGGAAAAAAAACUGCACAUUUUUUAAUGUUCCUGACUGGCCCUGCAGGCUUUAUAUUCUCCUAUACUCUGCAUAAUUUAGUUGACUCUUUAUAAUAGGAAAGUUCAGUGGUUCAAUGCAAGGAGCGUGUCUUGUUUCCUUUCUUCAUAAAAUCUUGUACUAAUUCUUUUUAACACUCUUGUAGAAUCAUGCAAUUGGACUCUCGCCCUCGUUUAAUGUGUUAGGCAUUGCGUGCUACACAUUUUCACAUAUUCUUUUGUGUUUUAUCUUCUGCUGUACUUGGAGACUGUUUGUGUACAGCAAAUAUUGAUAUCUUAAUUCUACAAAUAGGUAAAAGGUAGAAACAAAAAGGCUUCCAAAUCCAGAGCAACAAUUUCAAUGUUCUGGGAAAAUGUUUCACUCUGUGGCAGCCAAAAGGAAGCUUCCCACUGUUUUAGAACUAUAACUAUCAUGAACUAGUGCCACUCUUAAAGGGACACUGUAGACACCCAGACCACUUCAGCUAAUUGAAGUGGUCUGGGUGCAGUGUGCCUUUUGCACUUAGUGCUGCAGUUCCAGAGAAACUGCCAUGUUUACAUUGCAGCUCUAAGUCUGCCUCCAGUGGCGGUCUACCAGACAGCCACUAGAAGGCUUCCUGGAUCGAAACAGACCUUUGGUCCGGUAUAUGACGCUGGACGUCCUCACGCUCCGCAUUCGGACAUCCAGCGUCAGAUUUUUCCCCCUAGGAAUGCAUUGAUUAAGUGCUUUCCUACGGGGAGGUCUAACGCAUGUGUGGCAACAACUUUUUAUUUCAAAGUAAUCCUAUUUCAUCUAUGCAAUAAAAUUAUUUCUCCACUUAGUUCUUCUAUUGAAUGAGAUAAUAGCAUCUGCAUAAUGCUGUCUUCAAAGUCACAAGUAAAAUUUCCUGCCAGUUAAAAUGGAAUAGAAUUAUCAUGAUGAGCCAUUCCACUAAUUAGCAAAAUUGUAAAGCAAGUAGUUUAAUUUUUCUAUGCAAAGCUAUCGUUUGCCUCUGCAAAUGGAUUAAGAAAUAUUCAGCACAAAAAGUGAUACAUUUUCUAAUGCAGCAGAUUUCAAAAGUGUUUAUUUAUUCAUGCUUAGCUGAGUGUUCCUUAGGAAAUAAUAACUUCAAAGCCUUUUGCUUGUCUGUUAUUAUUAUUAGUGAUAAUUUAAAUGUCUCCAGUUAAUAUAUAAUUACACUAAGAAGGCAACAGAUUAAUGGACAUUUAAAUUUAUUUGAAUCUGUACAGUAUUAUACUGGUCAAUCACUAGUAACCAAACAUGAUGAUGGUGUCACUUUAUAGAGAAUACAUUUCCCCUAUGUUAUACAUUGUGAAAGCCAAUUUAUAGCAUACGUAUAGGUGAAGCAUUGCUUUGCAAAGUGUCCUAACCAUAUUAGUCUUCACCAUUGGCAUAGUGGUAGAACAUCUGAAUUGCUCCUGGGAACGCCUUCUGGUUAUAUUCACUCCAUACACAUGGCCAGGAGAUAAAAGAAAUUGAUAUUAUUAUUAUUUCUAAAGCACAGCACAGUACAAUAGGUGGUCUAACAGACAGGUAUGUGCAGCAAUGACAAGUUGGAAGUACAGGAACAGAGGGUGCUGAUGGUCUUGCUCAAACGAGCUUUCAUUAGGGGGAAUGGAAUGGAAUAAAGUGGCACAAGAGGUAUGGGUAGGAUAUAUUAUUGUAUGGGAAGAGUAUGUUGCUAGAAGAGUUUACCAUAGUUAUAUUAUAAGAGUUUAUAUAAAAAUACCACCUGUGUAUAUGCUAAAUUGUUAUAAAAUAAAACAUUUGCGCUUGUGUGAAAGUGGACAAUAGUGCUAUUGUUAUAUUGCUAUUGUUAUAUAAUAAUAGCAUGUGAUUUAAUAUGUAUCCAAAUUAGACUGUGCAUAGGUGGAGCUAGCUGAGUAUGUCACAAUCAAUUUUUUAUCAGCAUAGCUAUUGACAUUGGGAUGUUUGAGAUCGGGAAAUAGGGGCAGGCCUUGAGGCAUUACCAAUGACGCAACGCAAGUCAUUGAUGACACCGAAUGCUCAGUCUCAGCUAAUCAUCAUAUUUUUUUUUAUCAUUCAUCUUUUAACAUGCCAAUUAGUGAUGUCCCGAACGGUUUGCCAAACGGUUCGCCACGGAUGGCGAACAUAUGUGCUGUUCGGUCCGCCCCCUAUUCGUCAUCAUUGAGUAAACUUUGACCCUGUACCUCACAGUCAGCAGACACAUUCCAGCCAAUCAGCAGCAGACCCUCCCUCCCAGACCCUCCCACCUCCUGGACAGCUCACUAAGAAUGCAGCUUCACAAUGAAUGUAAAAUGGAUGCUGGGAGAGAGGUGGGAGGGGCUGGGAGGGAGGGGCUGCUGCUGAUUGGCUGGAAUGUGUCUGCUGACUGUGAGGUACAGGGUCAAAGUUUACUCAAUGAUGAUGAAUAGGGGGCGGACCGAACAGCGCAUAUGUUCGCCGUCUACAGCGAACCGUUUGGCGAACCGUUCGGGACAUCACUAAUGCCAAUAUAUUUUUUUAUUAUCAUACUUUAACAUGCCAAUAGAUUUGUAUUUAUUGCAACAAAAACUGGGGGGCAUUGCCACACCUUCCCUACUGACCAGCAUACUUAAUAACACCAUAUGUCACUCAAAUGUUCACGUACAUAAAAGAAAUGGAACUGCCAAGUAAUUAUAGUGAAGUUUAUUGUUCUAUAUGCAUAUCAGUGGUAUAUCGUCUAAGGCAAUCUAUAUCUAUUGUAAAGCAGUACAGUUUGUAGGUCUCCUAUAAUUACGGUGUAUAUACCAACAGUUUUGUAUGCAGGGAUAUUUUUUGUUUUCCUGUAUAAUUUCCUUACAAAGUAUGGGAAAACCUUUAAUGAUACAAUAUAAUAAUUACAAAACUUUGAAGAUUAAAAAUGGCAAUCCUUGCUACAAUGAAGAAGUGUUUCUUUUGUUCAUUGUGAGUGAGCGUUUAUCUGUUUUCUUUUUUUUUUUGCUUACGAAGAACAAUUGGUGCAAGCUUGUGCGUGAUGGCAGAUACCCAAACAGCUUAAUCAAACAAUAAGGUGUUAUUUGGUAUCACGCCCAGCAUAUUGAUGUGACAUAAAGGUCAAUGGUUUGUCAUCGUACCUAUUGGUACAAUACCGCUACCAAUACAAAUUCAAGUAAAAGUGCAUAUGUUGCUUUACAGGAAGUGUUUUGUCAAAAACAAAUAUUGGUGUGUGUCUAUGUAUAUAUUCUAAAUUACAAUUUAAAGGAACAGACAGCACUGACAAUAUUUCUAAUACAAAACAAAGCAAAGUCUCUGGUUUACAUUAACUAUAUAAAUAUUGUAUAAUAAAAUCAGAUGAAUAAAACCAUAUCCUCACCGUUUGAUUUAUUACUUAAUUAUUAAUAGUCCACUGCGGAAAUUAAACGUGUUACCUAAAAUCCAGUUAUCCUCUUGUUGACAUUAAAUCUAUCAUACAGAUAGGCUGAAUAUAAAAAUAUAAAACAGAAGUGUUGAUUACCAGGAGAACGAGGAUAUCAACAUCCGAUCUUCGAGCCCCUGGAUGUUUUUCUGGCCUCUUGACGGUGGCUUGCUGUAAAGUUGAUAUUAAGAGCCAUUACUAAACAAAAUAUAAAUGUAAAGUAUUACAAAGCAGUGUAAUUACAAUCCGUAUGAAAAGAAACAAUAUAGAGGUUGGCUUACCACUUGAAAUCAUGACCAUGAGUCUACGUUCAUGACAUUCCAUGUUGGAUCAAAGCAUAUUCAUAAACUAUAUCAUUAAUAUUAAUUGUAGCUAUAAUAAAAUUUGAAAGAAAAGAUGCUUGUCUAACAGAAAAGUUGCUUGGUCACAUUAAUAAUAACACAGUUGCAUUAUGGAACUAUGGGAGAAAUUAUAGAGUGUAGAGGCAAUAGUAUGAACUACUCUAUCUAGGUAUUCUCUGCAAUGCUCUAUGCCUGUAGGAAGAGUCAAAGUUUCCAUGAAGAAAUGGGGGCAUUGGCAGAUAACCAUCGCAUUUAUCCUACGACAAGAUUUCUUUGGACACAGAAGUACUUUUGUGAGUUUUGUGUGGCUGUCUCUGAGCAAUUCACAGUUUCAAACAUAACUUAUUUGCAAAAUAUGCCAAUUAAAUUGCGGUGACAUUUAAGAUGCACAUUUCUCAAAAGAGUAAGAAGAAGUAAAACUAAAUAGCACAUAUCAUACAAAAAGGGCACAAUUACCAUUUGGCCUCUUUUUAACUUAUGCAUCUACUGUUGUGAUAAAAAACUAAAUUGGCCUCAGUAUACACCUGUCAGUUCAGAAAGAAACAUAUUCACAAAGACUAUUUAACAACAUCAUAACAACAUAAGAAGAGUGGGUCUUAUCACACAUGUGAAUAUAAACGUGCCAUCAUUAGGUUCACAUUUCAAAGGCUUCAUCCCUCCACAAUAUGAGCUGCUUCCAAACUGGCAUAGCUCCUCUCUGGCCGUUCAUUACACAACACUGUGAUGAGUGCAUUUAGAUAACCAUUCUCAACAUGUUUUGCCUUAGGACUUUGUCAAAAUUGUUAAAACCAAGCCUUUUGCCAAGAAAUGAGAGAGAUGGGUUGCUUCUUAAUAAACUUUUUUCGAAAGCAAAGAGGGCUGGGUCUGUAGAACCAGUAGCUAAUGGCCACUACACACAUUGAAAUGUUAUCGUAAGAAUGAGCAACUUUCCUCUACUUGCAAGUCACAAUAGUAGAUAAGACAAUGAAAAAUUAUCUUUUCCUUUCGCUACCGGUUGCGAGCUGUCUUAGUUUUCUAUUUAGCCUUGAAGGAAUUUAUUGUGUAAAGGGGUUUGUAUUUCCUGGAAAAUACAACAAGAAAAAAAUAUCAGCUAUGACAAAAUAGAAAAUUAUAUAUAUAUAUAUAUAUAUAUAUAUAUAUAUAUUAUAUUUAAGCCUUAAGCCAUAUCUUGCAAGCAAUAUAAAGAUAUAGGACAAAUACCGCAGCACUAUAUUAAUUAUUUGCACUAGAAUCCUCUACCAUCCAGGAUCUAGACAUAUCUUUGCCAAACAAACUCACUGUGUGGGAACAGAAAGUAUUAUAUGUACCUCUUUUUGACAUUAUUGUAAAGGACCAAACAACACCAAAUGGAUAUGUUUAAUAUAAUAAAAUCUCAUCUUAACUACCAAUGUGAGACUGAAUUGCUAACUGGUAUUAUGGAACACUUCAAUGACAGAAAGAGUUGUGGCUGCUUGUUCUGCAGUGGGGAAUGAAUGUAUGAAAUGCGUUGGUGAUAACGUGAUAACUCUAGCACUGAAAUGGUUAAGAAUGCUUGGAAUAAACACAAAAUGUUUGUCAAGACUGCUUUUUCUGAUAUGUUUUAAAAAUAGACGCAUCUCUAGUGUUAACAAAAAUUUAUAUACGAUUUUUUAGCUUUUAUAGUGAUUUUGAUACACAGAACUCUCUACUUUUCAUGAAACGGGAAUUUUGCAUUUCUUCUGAAUGUAUCACAUUGAAGCUAUUUAUUUAAUAUGCUAUAAAGUAAUUUAUGAACAGAGCAACACAGUAAAUAUAUAUAUAUCUCAAGAGAGAAAUGAAUGUAGUCUCCCAAAUGAUACGUUUGCCUUUUAUCACAUAUUGAUGCAUCGCUCUCCUACUGAUGCCCAUGAUGACUUUUUUCGCAGUUUGUAUAUCUCUUACCAAAUGUGGAAUCUACCAAUCUAGGAUGGUAGAUUCCAGCAAAGGAAAAAGGAAAAAAACAUAUUUUUUUUGUAAAUUGUAAGAUUACUUUUUGAGCACAAUUUGUCAUUUGUAAUAUGUAAAAAACUGUAUUCGUUUAGAGUAAACCUUGCUGUUCUGAUACGUACAUCGAAAUACAUUUAAAAAGAAAAUAAAGCUAAAAAUUACAUUGGUUCCAGUGCAAAGGCCAGAAUCUCCCUGCAGCUUGGUCCUCCGAUGAGGUCAUUCUAAAUUACCUGUGACUCCAUGCCGUCAUUGGAUGCCUAUCUCCAGCAUGCUGUGUCAGAUGUCCAAUAUGCAUAGAAUUAACAUUAGCCACCAGUAACUAUUGCCCUGCACUGCUUACGAUGCCCCAAUGAUGCUGUAGGCCCCAAUGUAUGUCCAGUGUUUCAUUAAAAUGCUGCACUUACAGACUCCUGGCAACCAUGACCACUUCAAAUCACUAAAGUGGUAAUUGUACUAGGAAUAACUCUUUCAUAUUUUAAAACAUCCCUUGUAAUGGAUUAAUUAAACUUGACUGUGGCAUAACAUAAUUGUCUGUUCGGACACCCUAAAUGUAACAGUCAGUGCUGACAUAUUUAUGCCAACAAUACUGCACCAAGGGUGCAUUAUGUCCCUGAUAAAAACAUUUCCCUAAAUAAACUGAUUUAAUCAAUAGAUGAGAAGCCACAUUCUGGUGGCUUGGUGACCUGUGUUGUUUCAAAUUCCCCAAAUGUUAAAAGUGUGAAAACCAUAGACAACCGGACAUGACAUUGAUACCAUUCCUUCCCCUAGUUUUUCCAUCUUUUUAUUUUAGGUCCUUCUACCUGGGGGUCAAGUGUAUGGGAGCAAAGCGUUGUAUCUCUGUCACCCUCUGUAACUAUAUAUACCCCACUAAUUAAUGGGCUGAAAGGAGAGGGAGCGGGAAAUAGUUAAAUGUACAUUAGAAUGCACAAAUUAUUACACUUUUAUUCCAAGAAGCACAUAGACUAUUAGUGAGCGCCAUGGGUUGAGUUUGAGAAUGCCUUAAUCCAAAAGAUCCAUUAUAAACAAUUACAACAGCGUUUAAACAUUGAAGUGGGAAUUGCUGAGAAUUAACUGGGGAAUUGUAAAAUUUAGGACAAAUAAGUUAAAUUGGAAACAUUCCUCAGUUCAGAAUUCCCCUUUUUAGUGAAGGGUGUUUCCAUCACUGUUGCAAAUUCCAAUAUACUUUUACAUUAGAUAUAUUCAUUAUUAGUUAUUGAAUUAAAAUAAAAUGCAGUCAUGCCUUUCUGAGUUUGAAUUUGUGUAAAAGCAGUAUACGUUGUCACAUAAACUGUUCUAUGCUGAUAAGCUGGUGUAUGUGCAGCAAAGACAACGAUAGUGUGUCAGCAUUAGUGUCCUAGAAAGAUAGCAGCUCGAUAUAUUCCUUACUCAUCCUGUUAUGUAUUUUAGUUAUUGGCUAUAUUUUAUCUUUUUACUCCGCCUGGCAACUCAUAGGGGUUUAUUCGCUAAAGUCUGAUUUGUAGCAAAUUUACACUCAAAUGGGAAAAUUUAAGCUAAAACAAUCAUCUUGCAAUAUGGCCUCUAGUGAAUUCAGAUUAGAUAAUUUUGCCUUAAUUUUGUCAUUAGGAUUUUAGUUCACUGCAAUUUACUGUUUUUUGUAAGACUAAUAACAGAUAAUGAAAUGUUAGGACUGCCAUUUAACCCCUUAAGGACCAAACUUCUGGAAUAAAAGGGAAUCAUGACAUGUCACACAUGUCAUGUUUCCUUAAGGGGUUAAAAGACAGAGUGUACCUUUGUCGCUUGCUAUCGAACAAUCCCACAUUUCUCUAAGCUUAUUACUGAUGGAAGAGAAUCCAUUAACUCAUGAACUUAGAAAGGAAAUCUGAGCAAUGCUUGCUGUGGCGAGGUUGCAACUCCCAUCAUACUCAGUACACCCUAGCAUAGAAUAUGAUUGUAUUAAUUUCUUAGAAUAAAAACAUUCUACUACACAGUAGAAUUUGAAAGCAUGUUAGUGUGUCGUAUAUUUUAUAACAUAUUAUGUUUUACGUCAUGUUAAUAAAGUAUACUGUCAGCACUAGGCAAUCCCUCACAGCAUUUAUACAGUUUUGCCAUAGGCCAUUGAGGGCCAGCAUUUGGCACUCCAACUUCUGUGGACUACAAUACCCAUAAUCCCGAGCAGGCAAAUGGAUAGCUAGGAGCCGUGGGGAAUACAGUACGUAACAAAGGGCUAGACAUCACUGUCCAAAACUAUUUUACUUAAUAAACAAAAUGAAUAUUAUUUGUAAAAUCCCCAAUAGGGUGACUUGACCUCCCUUUUAAUUAUCCAAUUGUUCUGAACGAUACAAAUAAUCAGAGGGAAAGCUAUUUUAUGUGUAAUGUAAUUUUUUAAGUACUUAGGUCUUGAUGUUAAUCUUACAUGAAUUAAAUUAUGUAUAUAUAUAUAUAUAUAUAAAAAUAUACAAAUAAAUAUAUAUUGCAUUGCUUUGUAACUGACUGUUAAGUGACACAUCACAUCACAAUGCAAUACAGUGCAUGAUAAAACCACAUCUGUUCAGUUUUAUCCUUUAAAUAUAUAUAUAUAUAUAUAUAUAUAUAUAUAUAUAUAUAUAUAUAAACCAUAUUUUUGUACAAUGUUUAAACAAUGUGCAAAUGAUCCAAACUGUAAAUAGUUGAGUGAAUACAGACCGUAUAAUUAACCUGUGGAGAAAUGUUGACCAUCCCAAUUUACAAUCUGCACUAAAUAAUGCAUUAUUAAAGUAUUAUAUUUCAAUAUAUUUUAAGAUUCUUGUGCAGGAGAAAACUGGACCUAACGUUUAAAAUAUUCUUAGUCAUUUGAGUAUCAGUGGAUUACAAGAGAACGCAUGCAGGGUUAACAGUGUUAAAAAAAGCUCUAAUGAUGUAUUUAAGGAGAUUGGAUUGAGACAGAUGUCACAAUUAAUUUAACUAAUUAAAAAUGAUUCACUAAACCUUAGCUGACAGGGAAGGAAUAGACACUUAAUGGGUCAAUGGUCUCUUAAGAGUUUAUUAAAAGAGCAUGUAGAGAUCUACAGUUGCUCCUCCAUUAACACAUGAAGUCUAAUCGUUUGUUUGUUCUGGGAUUACAGUUCUUAGAGGAGGACCUGUUGAUGGAACCUACCGAUUGAAGCAGUUCCACUUUCACUGGGGAUCCUGCGAUGGACACGGCUCCGAGCACACUGUCGAUGGAGUUAAAUACGAAGCAGAGGUAAGGAAGCUUGACAUGCUGAUUCGAGUUCCAACUACUAAUAUUUCAUCUUAUUGUUGCCAUUGUUUCUAUGACAACAGUACUAUCCUGUUAAAAGUAUAUACUGAUCAUGAUAUCAUAAACACCAGAGACACUUGAUAAUACAGCGAGUAGCUAGCUCAACGGUAGGCAGCCUACCACUCCAGAUGUUUUUGAACUAUAUUUCCCCUGAUACUCUGCCAGCAUUAUGGUUGUAAGUGGAUUAUGGGAGAUGUAGUCCACAACAUCUAUAGUUCUGAAGGUUGCCUGCCCCUGAUCGAUUUGAUAGUGGUACAGUGUGCACAUGAUUGGUUUUGAUGCAGAGCUGGGGCUGAUAGUGAUACGGUGAUCACCUGGACUGAAAGUGAUAAUCAGAUUACCUAGACUAAGGGUAGACAACCUAUGGAACUCAGGAUGUUUUAGACUACACCUCCACUGAUGCUUUACCAGCAUUAUGGCUAUAAGAGCAUCAUGGGUUAUGUAGUCCACAACAUGUAGUACCGUAAGGUUGCCUACCUCUGAGGUCCUAGAUCAGGCUUCCCCAAACUCCGGCCCUCCAGAUGUUGGUGAACUACAACGCUUUCUAUGAAUGAAAUACAACGAUUCUAUGAAUUAAAUAGAUAGGCUGAUAAUCAUGGGAGUUGUAGUUCAGCAACAUCUGGAGGGCCGAAGUUUGAGGAAGCCUGUCCUAGAUUGAUAGUGAUACAGUAAGCACUUGGAUAAUUAGCGAUACAAUGAUUGACCAGAAUCCUCCUGAUACAGUGAUUAUUUGGACCUAUUUUUUUCAGUUAGUGGAAUCGAGCCAUUAAAAAAAUAAAAAAUAAAAUCAUAAAUUGAAAAAAAAAAAUCCAAAUCUUAUUUCGAUACCCAGUCCCAGAAAGUGCUAUAAUAGUAUUGCAAAAAACACCAGAGCUGAAGUAGCAUGGUUCUUUAUAAUUUUUCUGUUGUGGCUUAUGUGCCUAACACUGCUGUUUGUCAAUAACUAACACUGUAUUUAUAACUCAGCGAUUUUAUUAUAUGUUAUUAACAGCUGCACUUGGUUCACUGGAACACAAAAUACGCCAGUUUUGGUGAAGCUGUGAAACACUGCGAUGGGCUGGCAGUAGUUGGUGUUUUUCUCCGGGUAAGCAAACAAAUUGCACAAUUUAUCUUUCAUUUCUUUAUUUUGACUAGGCUAUAUUUAAACAUAGCAUCUCUCUCUGAAAGGGUAGGUUGAGGGAACACAUAUAUAUUUAAUGCUUCUACAAAUUCCUCUCCCUGCAGUAGCUUUCAACAUUUAAUCAGAUGGCUGUUUGAUGUCUCUUUUAUUGUGUGUGUUUAGCUCUUAACCCUUAAUGUGCUGUGAGAUAUUAUAUUAUUCUCAUGUGAAAAAAAUAAAUGUGGGGUAAAAAGGUUUGUGUUUAUAGAGAUUAUGAACACACCAAUAAUUAUGAAACUACAUGCAUUUUGUAACUAUUUCCUGCAAAAUUCAGAAGGAUAUUUCAACAGUUUUUUAUAAAUGCAUUUUUAAGAUGCAAACACUUUACAUUCAGUGACCUGGCAGGGGUCCUGUUUAUUAUUGCCGUCUGCAGUGCAGAUUUCUAAUUCAGUAUUCGAGGGCAGCAGUUCUGUCAGUUAUGAUUGCAUUUCUCUGAUAAUCUGAUUAUGAUGCAAUUAAACAAUUAAGCUAGUGCAGGGGAAGCCUUGCAUUUCCAUGGAUUGCAGAGCAGAACGACCAUAAACAAACUGCUUCUUCUGGAUAAUGCCCAGGGCUUUUCAAAGGGGGCUUAUUAAUUUAACUGAAACAUUUCAAACGGGUUAAUACAUUUUAUGGAGAUAACUAUCAAUUGUGAUAUUAAGAAAUAAAAAUAAAUAGGCUGAGUUAUAUGUUUGUUUUAAGUUAACUAUGUUUAGCAUGUGUUGUAAGACAAUUGUCAAUUCAGAAAAAUUCACUUUUAGAGAAUAAGCUCCAAAUUAAUACACUAUGUUGAGCUCAAUCUCCACUGAGCCUCACCCACUUUUACAGUAAGUGCUAAAUAGUAAUGAUGUUAAGUAAAGUUCAGCAAAAGCAGGAUAGCUUCUUAAUGGCUUCCCUGAUUAAAGUAAAACAUCAGCUAUGUACAAAACAUGUGAUUGUGACUUAAGGCUGGUUACUCAAGAGUAAUUAUCAGUAAUUAUUUGAAAAAUACCUGAAAGACUGCGUAACCACAGGAGACCCAGGGAUCAAUCUAUUUCCAAACUCCCUUGUAUAUUAGUUUGGGUAUAAUAAUAAUGAGCCCUCCUGCCCUUUUACCAUCCUCGUGCCUGUGGUACUGGGCCAAUACGGCAAAGAAACUGACUUGUUUGACAAGUGUAACCCAAGACUGCAAUUGUUAAUUAAUAUUAAUCAGAGAAUAGAAAUGGAACAGGUACUAGUCUACACACACUUGUCUACAUGAAAAUGCUUGUUCUUGGGUAGAACAUUGGCUUAAAAACAGAGUACAAAGAGUUGUCAUUAAUGGUAAAUUUUCCAGCUGGACAGAGGUGGCAAGUGGUGUCCCUCAGGGGUCUGUUCUGGGACCCCUACUAUUUAACAUAUUUAUAAAUAAUCUUGAAGACAGCAUUGAAAGUCAUGUUUCAGUGUUUGCAGAUGACACAAAACUUUGUAAAAUAAUGCAAUGUGAGCAAGAUAUUACUUUGCUGCAGAGGGAUUUAGAUAGACUGGGGGUCUGGGCACUCAAAUGGCAGAUGAAAUUUAAUGUUGAAAAAUGCAAAGUUAUGCACUUCGGCCUAAAGAAUACACAAGCAACGUAUACCCUUAAUGGAAGCGAAUUAGGGAUAACAACACACAAAAAGGACUUGGGAAUUGUUAUAGACAACAAGCUAUGCAACAAUGUGCAAUGUCAAUCAGCAGUGGCCAAGGCCAGUAAGGUAUUGUCAUGUAUGAAAAAGGGCAUUCAUUCCCGGGACGAGAAUAUCAUUUUGCCUCUUUAUAAAUCACUGGUAAGACCCCAUAUUGAAUAUGCUAUGCAAUUUUGGGCACCUGUUCUAAAGAAGGAUAUUAUGGCACUAGAAAAAGUGCAGAGGCGGGCUACAAAAUUAAUAAAAGGAAUGGAACAUAUCAGCUAUGAAGAAAGGUUAACAAAUUUAAACCUAUUUAGUUUACAAAAACAUCGCCUGAGAGGGGAUAUGAUAACAUUAUACAAAUAUAUUCGGGGCCAAUACAAACCAUUGUGUGGAAAUCUAUUCACAAACCGGACUUUCCAUAGGACACGAGGCCAUGCGUUUAGACUGGAAGAAAGAAGAUUUCAUCUAAGGCAAAGGAAAGGUUUUUUUUUUACUGUAAGAACAAUCAGGAUGUGGAAUUCUCUGCCUGAAGAAGUGGUUUUAUCAGAGUCCAUACAGAUGUUCAAACAGCUACUAGAUGCAUACUUGCAAAAUCAGAAUAUUCAAGGUUAUAAUCUUUCAAUGUAGGGUAAUAACUGCUUGAUCCAAGGAUAAAUCUGACUGCCAUUCUGGGGUCAAGAAGGAUUUUUUUUCCUAGCUUGUUGCAAAAUUGUGCUUCAAACUGGGUUUUUUUGCCUUCUUUUGGAUCAAGAGCAAAAAAACAAACGUGAGGAAGGCUGAACUUGAUGGACGCAAGUCUCUUUUCAGCUAUUUAACUAUGUAAUAGCAUGAACGAGGUGGGUCAGACUAGCACAUUUCAAAGUUCUCUGUGUACAUCACAGUCCUGCUUGGAUCUGGGACUUGCAAUUUAGUUAUCCACUUUCUACUUUUGAAAGCUCUUUGCUGAACGUGUACAGAAUGUGAAUUGAAUGUGUACAGUAAUAAGCAAGAAGAAAGCAUUUUAGAACAGAGGUGAUGUACCGGAGAGGCAUGUUAAGAUGUAGAAUGCUGCAAAACGUUUUUUAUUUUUAAAAAACAAUACAAUAAAUUGGGCAUUGAAAAAACAAUACAAAAAGCUGUAAAAUGCGUGAAGUUUUGCACUGAGCGUCGAUAAAGCAUUAAAAAACUGGUGCAACAUAAAUUGAAAACAUAAACUGAAAACAGUGCAAACAAAUUGGUCUGCAUACAUAUCAGUGGCUGAAAAGCAAUCUUCAGCUGUAAGGUAACGGCCAAGAGUGUCAUUGUGAGGCUUAUGUGCAUGUGUUCAGUAGAAAAUGAAAAUAUAUGGAAAAUCUUACAAGUUGGUGGGAUCCUCCAAGAGCUGUUUGGAAAUGCAAACAGAUAAUUAUGUAUAUGUAUAUGUAUCUGUAGAGCAUGACUCAAGAAAAUUUCAUUUCCUAUCAGUUGAGUGGGGCUAAUUGCCUAUAAUAUGAUGCUGUUUGUCCACUGCUUCAAUUGUUUUUUUAAUUACCCAUUUUUGUUAGCUGUAAAUAGUCAAUUCAGCAUUGAUGUUAUAACUAUGUUAAAAACGAUAGUUUGAUACACCUUUAUUCUCACAAUAAAAUAAAUACAUUCAUAAAUCAACAAUGCAAUGAAACAUACGAAUCAGAAAAUAACUGAUUGAUAUAUUAUCCUUUGUGUAUUAUUUGUAUAUUUCAGGUAGGAGACAAAAAACCUGAAUUGCAGGAGGUGAUCAACGCCUUAAAACUUAUUCCAAAUAAGGUGAGCAUUUAGUGUUCUAUAUAUAAAUUUUUAGUUAAACUAGAAAUUGUUAUAUUGAAUUUAUUAUUAAUGUUAUUACUGUUAAUCACUAUGCAUUUUUAAUCCAUUAGGGAAAGGAAGCCGCUUUCACUGAUUAUGACCCGUCCGGCCUGCUGCCAAACUCUUUGGAUUUCUGGACCUAUAAGGGUUCUUUAACCACUCCACCACUCCUUCAGUGUGUUACUUGGAUUCUCCUUAAAGAGCCAAUCAGUGUUAGCUCUCAACAGGUGAGUUUAAAUUAACUUUAAAGUAACACUACAUGUAUUGAAAGAGAUUGAAAAACAUAUAGGAAGACGAUGUAAUUAAACAAGAAUCAGCCUUACUUGGUUAAAAGGUUACUUUAAGCACCAUGACCACUUCAGUGAUAUGAAGUGGUCAUGGUGCCUGGAGUCUGUAUGUGCAGUGUUUUGCUAUGAACCCCACUGCAUUUUGCUAUUAACUCCACUGCUGUCAGAGAUGUAAUUCCACCUCUGGCAGUGUCAUUGAGGUAUUAUGAGGCAGUCCGGAACAAGAGCACAAUGUGAGUUUUGUGCAAAACUGGUGUCUGACACAUGCUGGUUCCAGAAAGCCAAUUGCAGCACCCCCUUCCCUCCUGUGCAGCUCGUGUCCUCCAUUCAGUCCCCUCUCCUUGACAUCUCUCCCCUUUCGGCAAGGCUGUGUGAUAUCCGUGGAGGAAGAAUGGGCUGCAGAACGUGAUCUCAAUGGAAUAGAGGUAAAUCCUCACCCUGAAGAGCAGCCCAAUCGGCGAAAUGCGCAUCGGGGAUCCACUAUCCACUCCAGGUCAGCCUGCAGACUCCUUUCUGACAGAUCCUGAUAGCCAACGUGCAAUCUUCACGUGUAUCACAGCUUACUUUCUCUGACCACAUUCUUCAGCAGCGAACCGACCCAGGUGGUUAGAUUUUUGGGCGUUCUGUCCCAUACUGACUGAUAGAAUCUUUUUAUCUCUCGACAUAUAGGUGCCCUUGAAGGCCUUCAUUAGUAAACCUUUUCAGCAAAAUUAGACCUCUUGUAUUUAGAGACAGAUAGUCUUUAUUCAUCUAUCUAAAUAUAAGUGCCCUGAAAGGCACAGAUCAAGUUACCUUUUGUGAGCAGAAUUACUUUUCUGACUUUUUUAUAACACAAUUGACUCUGGUAUUCUGCUAGUCAUUGGUGCAGCGAAUCAGUGACAGCUAGACCUAGCCUUAUGAUAUAAGCAUAGGUGCCCAAGAAGGCACAGAUUCGUUUUGUGAUUACUCAGCCUGCCAUUUUUAUCAAUAUUACCAUAACUACUUCUGUUUACUCUUUACCAACAGUCCUCUUUGGACUUCACUCCUCACACUCUGAGUAGCUGUUAAAACAGAGACGAAGCACUGUUUAGCCGAGGGUUGCCACUAGCACAGCAUAGCUAUCAUUUUCAUGGCACACUAUGUUAUAUACCUUCAAUGUUAGCUACAUUUUGCUCUGAUUGUCCAAAGGAUACUAUUCUCCACAUUGUUGCCAUUGAGCUCUGUUUUCAACUACCCCACUUACACCCUGGAGUAACUUUAGUAUCUAUACAUAUUUAGCAUUUUUCCCUUUUUGUAGCAAUGUAUAUAUUGGAAAUGUAUAACUUAUUAUUUUGUAUUUCGAUUUUAUUUACUAGUGUGGUUAAGUCCUCUCUCCAUCUAGUGGUUAUACAAAAACCUUGUAUACCUUUUUGAUUAUCUAUCAUAUUAAAAGUUACAUAUUAAUUACUAAUUUACCUGGGCUAAGAACCUCCUCUUCUCUUUUCGUGGAAUAGAGGUAAGUUUUAGAUCUUUUUGCUUUUUUUUUUUUUGAGUGACCAUUAUAGGAAGAGCUACUUUGUAGUCGGACUAAAAACAGUAUUGGAGUAACCGUUUACUAUACAUGCUUCCUUUUUUCAUUAUUUCAAUAACAGGAUUCAGCAAUUGGUCGUGUUUCAAAACACAUGCCUUUGGCGCAGUCCUUAUUGAUAAGCACUUAAAAAUAUAGAGAUGUGGUCAAAAGAUGUGGUCACUGUUUCCAUUCUGUAAUAAAAAAUUAUUCUUACAAAGUAGUCGCCUACACAGACAACUGCGCAAAAAAAACCCCAAACAAUGCCCAACUUUUGCUAUGGAAUGUUUCAAAUGGAAUAUUGUAGAAGUUGACCCCAAGGUUCAUGUUCAGAGGAUCAAUAGCUCUUCAAACUUUUAUAUCAUAUUGAAUUUAUAUUAUCCUAGGAAACAUUAUCAAUCCAUUUCAUACGUUUCAUAUUCUGAAUACUUGUUUCAUUUUAUUUCCGUUUUAUAAACAUUACAUGUGUUUUUGAUUAAAUAUGAGAACAAGUCUUAAUUGUUAGAGAUAAUUGCUCAUAAAAUCACAUUUUUCUAUAAAUGCUAUAACUGCAACUCAACUGUUUAUGUCAUUAUAAAUAUGUCCAUUUCUAACUCUGUGAUAUAACUGCAAUAUGUUAUCAAUACUUUAGCAUGAUAUAGAUCAUCAGCACACAAAUUGGAGACAAUAUCGGUAUAUACUACAACGGGAAAGGUCUUGUUGAUAUACUGGAGACCAAAACAGUUCAUGUGUGAUAUUGAAAAUGGAAAUUGCAUCUUUUUCUUUCUGUUUGUUUUUAGAUUUCAAAGCUCCGAGGCCUUUACUUUAAUGAUGAAAACGAAGACCCAUGCCACAUGGUGGACAACUUCCGUCCACCACAACCACUGAAGGACAGAGAGGUCAGGGCCUCAUUCCAUUAGGAAAAGCCAAUUUAUUCUCUGUUUUGUCAUCAGCUGUAGAACCAACUUUAACUUUGAAUUAUCUCUAGCUUUCCAAACUGGGAGAUUUUUUUUCCUAGCUGAGAGUCAUAAUCCUUUUUCUCUCUAAGCAUUUAAUUCUUCUGCUUAAUGAAAUGUGAAAGUCUGCUGACAGGCAAAUCAGUCAUAAUGUGAGAUUCACUUUAAAGCUUAGAAAACUCUGCAAUUACAUUUAUUCUACUGCAAAUCAAUGCUGCAUUAUAGGAAAAAAAGCCUUUUCCGAUAGUUUAUAUAGAUUUUAGUUUUGUCUCAAAUGAGGAAAAAACUUGAAGUACAUACAUAUUCUAUAUAUAAAUAUAGAUAUAUAUAUAUAUAUAUAUAUAUUAAAUAAUGUGAACUGACACUUUAAAAUUGCACCAACUUAUUUCAGAGAAAAUAAUUUUAACAGAGGUG